This is a messenger RNA of Hansenula ciferrii, 387 nucleotides long. RefSeq lists its product as uncharacterized. The record is from RefSeq and is a predicted model, not a curated record. NCBI's taxonomy places the organism in Eukaryota, Fungi, Ascomycota, Saccharomycetes, Phaffomycetales, Wickerhamomycetaceae. Bases 1 to 387 code for a protein of 128 amino acids. The transcript has a single exon.
AUGGGUCGUAAAAAGAAAUCUGCUAGAGAGAAAAGAUUGGAUAACUUUAGGUCAAAUAGAUCAAAUUAUCUGGACUCUACUGAAAAUAAGAAGAAGGAGAUGGGUCAUAAAGAUGAUGAUAAUGAUGAUGAUGAUAAAGUUAAAAGAAGAAAAGUUCCAGAACCUACUGAUAAGCAAAAUGAUCAAGGAUCCCAUGGUACUUCACAAAAAUUAGAUGAAAAAUUUUCCAUGUUUAACUUCGUAUCAGAUAAUAAGGAAAAAUUAAAACAAAAUGUUGAGUCAGAAAUGAUAAAAUCCUCAAUUGAUAUAGAUAUUAGAAAUUUUUACAGGGGAUUUGAGCCUGAAACAAUUGAGAAUAUCAAAAAAAAAAUUCUAUGGCUUCAUUAG